Drosophila bipectinata is the source of this 1615-nucleotide messenger RNA. It is a transcript of the gene spn-B, whose product is annotated as spindle B. Gene Ontology annotation, cellular component: replication fork; Rad51C-XRCC3 complex. NCBI's taxonomy places the organism in Eukaryota, Metazoa, Arthropoda, Insecta, Diptera, Drosophilidae. Gene Ontology annotation, molecular function: four-way junction DNA binding; ATP-dependent DNA damage sensor activity; ATP binding. Gene Ontology annotation, biological process: resolution of mitotic recombination intermediates; telomere maintenance via recombination; t-circle formation. The record is from RefSeq and is a predicted model, not a curated record.
UUGUUUGGUCGAUAAUCCCCCUGCCUGCUGAACCGGGAAGGUGUUGAAACACCUUUCGAGUAGCCCACCUCACGCGAACUACUUUUAGUUUCUCUGUGCUGCGAUGGCGAGCUUUUUGGAUCAGCUUCCAGCACGGAUCCAGGCUAUCGCUGAGGCGGUUAAUGUAACCAAGCCGGAGGACGUGUUAACUACUCCUAAGUGUAAGUUUUUGGACUCGAGACUGCAAAGUCUGGACACUGUGGCAAAACCGUGUUCUCCCGAAGAUGUGCGCAUACUGAAGGAUGCGGCGGCCAAGUGGCUUGCCGAAGUUCCCCAGACAGCGGACUCCUUGUUCAAGCCGCUGGCCAAUGUCCGCUGGUCCAGGGUGACUUUUGGUUGCUCCGCCUUGGAUCGCUGUACGGGCGGUGGUGUUAUGACGCGCGGGAUAACGGAGAUUUUCGGAGCCUUCGGCGUGGGAAAGACCCAAUUGCUGCUGCAUCUGGCCUUGGGCGUCCAGCUGCCACGGGAACUCGGGGGACUUGGCAGGGGCGUGGCGUUUAUUUGCACGGGGAGUCCUUUCCCGGCGAGGCGUCUGUUUCAGAUAAGCAAGAUCUGGGAGCGCCGAUAUCCCAACACAAAGCUCAACUUCCUGGCCAACGUGUUUGUGGAACACCAAAAGGACGCAAAAAGUCUUAUGAACUGCGUGAAUAACAGGUUGCCGCAGCUGUUCCAGCAGCAUGGGAUUGGGCUUAUCGUCAUCGAUUCCGUGGCCGCCGUCUUCCGCGAAAACAAGGACUACCUUCAGCGGGCCCGGGAACUUCGUUGCCUGACAAACGCCCUCCUGAGCUAUUCCGAAAAGCAUAACUGUGCCGUGGUUUGCGUGAACGAAGCAGCCUCGUCCACAACUGGCGAGGAGAAGGCCGCCCUGGGCAUGCAGUGGGCCCAUCUGGGACGCACCCGGCUGCGGGUUACAAAGGAGCCUAAGCAGCACAAGGUAGGCAAUGAGCUGUUUACUGUACGCAGGCUGGAGGUCAUGUACUCGCCGGAGACGCCGAACGACUUUGGCCAAUUUCUGAUCACCUCGGAGGGUGUAGUUGACGUGCCCCAGCCUACUCCGCCGCGCCCACCACCCAAAAUUAGAUGCAUCCGCCAAUAGGUUUCAUUAAAUCAGUUUAUUUUGUUGUCGAAUUCAAAAUGUGUAACCUCGGCGCCUGUUUAGGGUUUACUUUAAGCCGGAUUGAAGUAUAUUUUCUAUUUCUAUUUUAAAACAUAAAAUGCUGUUUAGAUGAUUCUUCGGAGAAAGCGAUUAGGAAUCGUAACAUCUUCUGACCGUUCCCUUCUCAAUUUUUGUACAAACCCCAAAUACGGUCUAGUUCAUUGGUAGUUACAAGGUAGCACAGCUUACAUAUCUACGUACAUAGUCAGAGUCCAAGUUGUAAAAUCAAUUUUGUGUAACCGCCUCGUAUACAUUAUCACAUGAAAUUCUCAAAAGUUUCGAUUACAAUGGUUCAUUUAUCGUUUAGCAUUUUCAAUUCGCAUAUAUUUCUUAUAUUUUCCAUUAAAUGCGGCAUUUACAGAAGCCUAGACUUAGCAUAAGUGUUUAAUGUUAAAUAAAUUAAAUAAAAGCCUAGAGGUG